This is a messenger RNA of Trypanosoma rangeli, 360 nucleotides long. RefSeq lists its product as uncharacterized. The coding region runs from base 1 to 360 and encodes 119 amino acids. The transcript has a single exon. Lineage: Eukaryota; Euglenozoa; Kinetoplastea; Trypanosomatida; Trypanosomatidae. The record is from RefSeq and is a predicted model, not a curated record.
AUGACGAAGGGUGAUAGAGAAAACAUGAAUGAACAAAUUCACAGAGAGUACUGCUAUCACCAUGAGGAGUUUCGUCACCAUCACAUUAAAGCUGCCGCUUUUAUGACAAUUCCUGCGCUGCUCAUCGGGGCCUUCGCUGGCUACUACUACCAUACUGGCAGGUUUCUGUGGCAGGGUGAUCCACAGUAUAUAUUGAACAUGAUUCGGCAGCCAGAUACUUCACCGCAUAGCAGGUUACACGGCUAUAAGCUUGAGGGGACUGAGCCACCCACGCAUGUGAAGGUGUACCGUGAAAGGAAUUGGGAGAGGCGUCUUGCCCUUGAGGGUGGCAUCCGCAGCGAGGAGGGGGCAAAAACAUAA